AUGAAGUACAUUCUCAUCGCCUCUCUUCUUUCCUCCGCGGCGUAUGCCGCUCCUUUCGCUCAGGUUCGGGGCGCUCAAACUGGCGGGGCGAGGACAGGCACGACGCCUCAGGCGCAGACAGGUACUGGCGCAGGAAUUGCAAACGGACAAACUCCCUCCGCGAAUGACCUCGCCACUGCCGUCUCCAACUGGAUGGCCGAUACCUCUAUGGUCUCCAACUUCUUGAACACCGGACCAAACAUCCAGAACAACGUCCAGUUCAAGCAGGCUGCCACUGUUGCCUUCAAUGCCGAGGUAGACGAGCUGAACCACAAGGCUAUCAUCGACGCUGCUAACAGCGCUGACCCCAAUGUCAUUGCUGCCAACAGCACCCUUGCUACCGGUGGAGCUUUCCAGGAUGUAGUCGAUAAGCUACAGGAGAUGUCUGUCAAGGGACAAGCCGCUGCAGGCAACAUUGAUUUGAUCAACCAGAACCGUUGCGUCAAUGUCCUCCCUAACAUUGAUGCCUACAUGGCCUCCACUGGUUCUUCCUCCCAGGCUGUUCGCCCCACCGUCUGUGAUCAGACCGGUGUCGCUGGCGGUGUUCAGGGUACGGGAGCUACCCUGCCCGGCCAGCCCGCAGGUAGCCCUGCGGCUGCUUUUGCUGCGGCCCAGGCUCUUGUUGCUAAGACUGGUAACGGGCUUGUUCAGAAUGGUGCUACGCCU
Cucurbitaria berberidis CBS 394.84 is the source of this 705-nucleotide messenger RNA. RefSeq lists its product as uncharacterized. The transcript has 3 exons. NCBI's taxonomy places the organism in Eukaryota, Fungi, Ascomycota, Dothideomycetes, Pleosporales, Cucurbitariaceae. The annotation marks the transcript as partial. The record is from RefSeq and is a predicted model, not a curated record.